CGAGCCCGCGACCGCUGGAGCGCGCCCGCCCUCUUCCAGGUUGUGCACGCGACUCAACACAGCGUUUUCACCACUACCCCUGCAACAACUUUCCUUUUACACUGAUUUUCUGCUGUUGAGCGAGUGUCGGUGAAGAGUAGCGACGAUGGUGGCAGGCGACGUGACACGGCGCGCGUCCAUUACCGCGCCUUCCAUGCACCGGAGGCCUUCGGCGCGCCGCGGUUCUCUCAUUAAGAGCUCUCAAUCACAGUCAAAGGAAGUGCCAUGGGACAUUAUCGAUCGGUGCGCACUGCCCAUCGUGCUAUGUCACGCGCUCGCUGUUGUACUAUCCACUGUACUAAACGCUCUGCACCUCAGCCAAAUCUCCGUGUUCACGCUAUUUAUCUGGUUCUCCAUCUCCGUCACUGGAUCGCUUUGGUUCUACCACAACUUACAAGUGACGGCAGCAAGCAAAGCAGUGCUGGUGACGGGCUGCGACAACGUGUUGGGUAAUGCACUGGCCCGCAGGUUAGAUGACUUGGGCUACCACGUAUUCGCUGGUUUCCAGAACAAGGCAGGCAAUAUUGACGCUGACAUGCUCAAGGAGGACUGUUCUGGACGACUGCACACUCUGCAGCUGGAUUGUACUUCUGAGACCCAGAUUCUGUCUGCGUCACUCUACAUUGUGGAUCACCUGCCAGAGGGCGCUCAGGGACUAUGGGCGGUUGUCAACUGCGAAUCGUGGUGCGCCCUAGGUGAACUAGAGUGGGUUCCAUUCUCCGUAAUCCGCAAAGCCAUGGAAGUAAACCUUUUAGGCCCGGCUCGUUUGGUGCAAGUGAUGUUGCCGCUAGUGAGGCGAGCGCGCGGCCGCAUAGUUCUUGCUUCGUCCAUCCUGACGCACGUGGCAGCGCCUGUGCGCGGCGUUCACGCAGCGUCAUUGGCCGCUCUGGAUGCCCUUGCUGCCUGCCUACGCCGUGAACUCAAACCAAGGGGCGUUGAUGUGGUGAUAGUAGCUGCUGGGGAGUACACUACUGGUAGCGCUUGGUUGAAUGAGGAGAAACUACUGGAACAAGCUCGUGACAUGUGGAAGAGGCUUAGCGACGAGCAGAAGGGUGCUUACGGCGAAGACUACUUUGAACAGGCCCUUCGAAGCCUUGAAAAGUACACCCAGAACGCCACCGAUACCCAAGAAGACAAAUGUUGCCAACUUAAAGGACCCACCUCUGAUAAGAUCCUCCCACACCUCUCGAAGAUACUGGAGAGAGUUGUUUGUGCACAGCUCACGGAGUACAUUGAGCGCAAUAAUAUAUUACUGGUGCACCAGUCCGGUUUUCGUAAAUCUCGUAGCACGGCGACAGCACUACUGGAUAUAGUGGAUAAUAUUCUUUGUGCUCAGGAUAAAGGAGAAGGUACUAUAAAGGCAGAGAAUUCCACUCCUUUGCAGUCCGCCGUAGAAAUGUGGAAGGAAAAUGCUUCGUGUGAAUCAUUGGAAUAUCCACAACAGAGGCAUGGAACUCUAGCCUACGUCUAG
Hyposmocoma kahamanoa is the source of this 1510-nucleotide messenger RNA. RefSeq names its product D-beta-hydroxybutyrate dehydrogenase, mitochondrial. The record is from RefSeq and is a predicted model, not a curated record. Bases 146 to 1510 code for a protein of 454 amino acids. The transcript has 9 exons. NCBI's taxonomy places the organism in Eukaryota, Metazoa, Arthropoda, Insecta, Lepidoptera, Cosmopterigidae.